CCUUUACGGAGAGAUGAAGUUUGGCUCUCAUCUACUUGCGACGGUGACGAGAAAUGAGAUGACGUUCGUGCUUCCUCUAUGUAUCUGCAACCGCCGAAGUUAUGGCUUCGUGUUAAAUUCCAUUGAUUCACUCCCACACGAUGUCGUCUUCAAUGCUUUGUUUUGUCCCGAAAGGCGGUGGUGGUUCCGUAUAAGUAUAUGUCUAAACUCGCCGCCGGGACGAUGUAUUCCAUCUCCGGAUUUGAUGUCGCUCGAUGUGCUCAGAAUUUUAUCAUAUAUGCCCCAUCGCAGGAAAUUGAUUUUAUCUGCACCGGGAGAGGUUUUAGACUUGACGUGGACAAGGGGGUGGUGUUAUGUUGCCUGCUCUAAAUUCAGCAAGAAAUUGCAGUCCACUGUCUCUGCUUUUGAGUGUGUGCGAUGCAGUAAUGGUAAUGCCGCCGGAGUUCUCCGUUAUCGUGUGGAGUUGGCAGUCGCAGAUGAUACUGCUGAAGGUGCUUUCGUAUGUUUCGACGGUGUGAUGGCUAGGCUGCAUAAGCUCCGAGCGUCUGAAGCAAGUCAGAUGUUGACUGAAGGAGUAAACCCUGAAGACUCCAAAGUGCCUAUGUUUAUCAUAGACAUGGAAGGAAAGGUUAGUACCUACAACUUCACUGCGCACCAUCAGACAUUCACUAUCACUCGCAUCCUCAAGGAACAUGAGCGUGUGCCAGUCCCUGACUUUGUCGUCGAUGGAGGAACCGAUGGUGAUGAUGCAGAUCUCCCAGAUGGUAGUCCAGUUCCUGUUGAGUCCGAAGCUGGAGAUGACAGUAGUGAUGCAGCGGUGAGUGCUGAUGCUAAACCAGCCAAUGAUGCGACUAGAAAGAGGACUCGCGCAUCUACCAAGGCGGUCAAGAAAGCGCGUGUUGUUUGAAAUGGAAUUCCAGUACUUAUCGUUUCCAAUUUCAGAGUUUAAAUAAUGCUUAAGUAUCUGCGGUUCUUUUCGUGUUUUUGAAUGACUUUGUCUCUGCUCUGUCUUCCUUAUGAUGCCAGAUGUUUGUUUCAGUAAGUUUCAUGAUAACAAAUUUC
Brassica oleracea var. oleracea is the source of this 1062-nucleotide messenger RNA. RefSeq lists its product as uncharacterized. NCBI's taxonomy places the organism in Eukaryota, Viridiplantae, Streptophyta, Magnoliopsida, Brassicales, Brassicaceae. The record is from RefSeq and is a predicted model, not a curated record. The transcript has 6 exons. Bases 14 to 907 code for a protein of 297 amino acids.